UGGCGGCAGCAGAAGCAACGAGCAGCGGGGAAACAGCAGGCGGACAGCGGUGGGAACAGCUGGAGCGGCAGGGGCGGUGCGGUGAGAGGAGCGUCAAACCAGCUUGAGAGCAACAGCGAGACCGGAAGCAAGUUUUAUGAGAAGGUGGCCAGAGUGAUGAACUCAGACCAGGAAAGGCCGUUUGUGUGCAACGCUCCUGGCUGCUCUCAGCGAUUUCCCACCGAGGACCAUCUGAUGAUACACCGACACAAACAUGAGAUGACCCUAAAGUUCCCAUCUAUAAAGAACGAUAACAUGCUAUCAGACCAGACGCCUACACCAACACGCUUCCUGAAGAACUGUGAGGAGGUGGGACUGUUCAGUGAACUGGACUGCUCCAUUGAGCAGGAGUUUUGCAAAGCGCAGGAAGAGGAGGACAGUAAACAGAACAUCACACUGCACGGCCAGGCAGGCCAAGGCCAGCACCAGCAUUCCCACUCACGAAUGGGCAACCAUGAUGCCAGCAUCGUGAUCCAGCAAGCCUUGCCCUCCCCUCAGUCCAGCUCUGUCAUCACUCAGGCUCCAUCCACAAACAGACAGAUAGGGCCUGUCCCGGGCUCUCUGUCCUCACUGCUGCACCUACGAAACAGACAGAGACAGCCUCUGCCUGCCUCCAUGCCUGGAACUCUGCCAGACCCCACCAUGCCCGGCUCAUCGGCUGUACUGAUGCCUAUGGAGAGACAGAUGUCCAUGGGCUCCAAUAUGAUGGGUAUGCAGGGUCCCACCCACAGCAGCUCCUGCUCUUCCACUCACAUUCCCUCCAUGCACUCAGAAGCCAAACUGAGGCUGAAGGCUGCACUUUCACACCACCCGGGCUCCAUCGCCAACGGCAAUAUGAACUCCAUGGGCCAUAUGAUGGAGAUGAUGACAUCACGGCAGGAGCAAGGCGCCCACCAUCACAUGCACUCGCACCCGCACCAGCACCUGCAAGCCCCUCCUCAUGCGUACCAGCACCACGGCGGCCAUCAGCACCACCACGGCCAGGCGCACGGCCAGAGUGGACACCAUCACCCGCAGGGACACAACCCCCAUCACAACUCCCACAAUCCCCACCUCCAUCCCGGGCACCCACACCAGACCUCACCGCACCCUCCGAUGCACUCUUCUUCACAUAUGUCACCGGCAACCCAGCAGAUGCAGCCAACGCAGACAAUGCAGUCUCCACCUCCAAGUGGAGGACGGCGCAGGCGAGUGGUGGACGAGGACCCGGAUGAACGCCGGCGGAAGUUCCUUGAGCGAAACAGAGCGGCAGCAACAAGAUGCAGACAGAAGAGAAAAGUUUGGGUGAUGUCGUUAGAGAAGAAAGCAGAAGAGCUCACUCAGACCAACAUGCAGCUUCAGAAUGAAGUGACGAUGCUAAAGAACGAGGUGACCCAGCUGAAGCAGCUUCUCCUCACACAUAAGGAUUGUCCCAUCACCACUAUGCAGAAAGAAUCCCAGGGUUACCUCAGUCCAGAGAGCAGUCCCGCAGGCAGUCCGACUCCAGCGUGCUCCCAGCAGCAGGUCAUUCAGCACAACACCAUCACCACCUCCACCACGACUGUAGGGGGCAGCAGUGUGCAUGGGCAGGCCAACCACCGCACAGACAUUAACCCUAUCCACUAGGAACAAGAGAGACUGUAACGCCCCCCUAAAACAACCCUUGCCCUGCUCUCCCUCCAUCAAGAAAAACCUCAAAGGCCUGUGUGGCUGCUGUAGAUACAGCAGCUGCAUUGUGUAUUUUUAUAGACCAACCCUAUUAACGCAUACAUGUUCUUUUUUUAUCAGUUUUUAUUUGCGCUCCUAGAGGAAAGGGGGGUUUUGCUAAUCACAUGCAUCAUUUAAGUGACUUUUCCUGUUCUUUAAAGGUACAGAGUUCUGACUCUUAGACUGUCAUCUCAUCACUUUAUGCCUGAUGGACUGAAAUCAUUCCCUGAAUAUUAUGUGGACAGUAUGAGCGUGUGCAAAAGACUUUGAAUAGUAUGUUGCUGCCUUUAAUCUGUUUAAACCAGGUCUAAGUGUCGCCAUGAUGUCUUGAAGACAGGAAUAUGCAAGCAGGUGUAAAGAUCCUUUACUACCCUAGAAAUGACUGUUAACCUUUUAUCCCGUCAUUCUUUGAGUGUUAUUAAGUACAGCAUGACAGAGAAAACAUGAUCAAAUGGAAGCAAUACAUCACAGUAUCGAUCAUCUUCAAUACACUGCAGUAUUGAUUAUCUUCUCUUCUGUAUGUCCAUGUUAUGAUCAGCAUGGCUGAGCCGCUCUGGUCUUGAGGACAUAAGAUGCUGAUACAGAUGUGUACACUGUGAUACCACUGAGGCAGCUGCAGGGGUUUGAAACAAUCUCCUCUGCUCUCCAGGACCAACUGAAGCUUUAAUUAUUGGCACAUCUCUUUUUGUGUGUUUGUGCUUCUUGAUUCAAAAUUUCUGAUUCAAAUCCCAAGCUUCAGAUUGUACGUGCACUACAAAAACUCAAAUCUGAGCAUGUGUAUUUGUCUCAUUCCUUGUCAGAAAUAUCUUAUUGCACUUAUUUCAAGCCAUGAUUUCCUGUCCUUGGCUCAAUAACCAUACAAAGAUAUUUUUGAGAAGAAAUUUGACUAAUAAUCUUGCUAAGAAAUGUUGAUUUUUUGCAGUGUCUGAACAGUUUUAAGAGUACAUGUGAAUCAUUAGGGGUUUUUUUGUCUUCUUCACUCUGCAGAACAAAGCUUAGCGCCUGUGUGAAGACAGAAAAUCAAAGGAAAAAGUCAAUAGAAAAAUGUAUUAUUUCCUAAAACUGGCAAAGUGUUAAAGGAUUUCCAGAGGAGCAGUCUAUGUGUGUGCUUUCCAAAACGUCACAAUGUGCCUAAAUCUUUCUUAAAAUCAUUUAUUGGCUUACUAUGGUACAGAAGCUCUAAAGGCACAUAACUUGCAUACAUUUUAUUUUUGUGUGUUUCCUUGACAUCUGGACUUGUUUAUGUCAUUUCCUUGUGACAACAAAGUUAAUGUGAUUUCUUGAUUUCUCAAGAAAACAAGCUAAAUUUACUAACCAUUUCAUGAAAACUGUAGGUAAUGUGUGGAUUUAUGUUCCUUUAAAGGCUUUUGUACUAUAGACAGCAAGCAUCUUUUUUUUCUUUAAUCACUCAAAGCUGUUUUAUUCUCAGAGUAUUAUUGAUGUUUCUUUCUUAUCGGUUUGUCUGCUGUAUGUAUGGGCCAAAUAAGCUGACAGAGAAAAAUACCCAUUUUCCAUUUGGCCUUUUGACCUCUCCAUCAAUUUCUCUUCCUCAGGCCUUCUCUGCAGUUCAGACUGGUGAUGGAUGCACUGAUAGCGAUAAUGGCCUCACUUUUUUCUUCCAUGAAAAACCUCCUGCCUUCUCACCUUAACCAAAAACCUCCUCUUACCCCCCUGACCAGGAAUGUUAAAUCAUGACUCGUUAGCAUGAUGACCAUGAUGCACUGUGUUUUACAGCAGGAUGGAUGAAAUACAUUCCACUGAGAGGUGGAGCGAUCGCAGAGCUGUCUAUGCACUUUGUCCUCUGCCUACCAGAGGGAAGAAUAGCCAUAUUAAAGUCCCUGUAAAUCUCAGUGAUCUCCCCCUUUUUUCAAACACCAGCGAGAAACUUUGACUGUUUGGCUUUAUGAAAAGAUACGAAGGGAACCUUGAGGUUGUUUUCUAGGAUAAGGACCCUGAAUAUCAAGUUUGCCCUGUAUUAUUAUGGAAAUGUUUUGUAAGAUGAAGGAUGCUCACAUGAUUUUAAAAUCUCAUCUCUUCCUAAAGGGGUUCUUUCCUUCUUUGUAUCAUUUUUUAACCUCAGAGUAAGUGUUUGGUUUGAAAUGAUUCAGAUGAGACUGAAAAAUCAGUUCUCUCAAAAAGGGCUUUGUCGUUCCCACCCUUUAACUUUAAGCUAGCCUUGUUUUAGUUCAUCGUUGUUGAUUGUACAACCAUUCCAAAUUAACCUGCUGCAUGUGAAAUAAUGAUCUCAUAUACUUUUAACUGGAAUCAUAUCAAUAUUUCCUCUUUUUUAGUGCAAGAGAGAUUAAUAUCUGACAGUAGAUCUAGGUUCAGAAGACUUUUUUUAUUGCAGAAAUCAACAACAGAAACAAGUGGAGGUGCAGUGUGUGAGUGUGUCUGUGUGGAUUUGUGAGAGGUGGAGAAGAAGCUCCUACGCAUUGAUGUUAUAACUGUAUAAUUUUAAAUCUAAAAACCUAUAAAUAUUGUACAUAAUGUCAUUAAUUUCUGUAACCCUGUACAUGUAAUGAAACCACCUUUCUUUAUGAAGGGAGUCAACGUGUGGUACAUGUGUGUAAAUAAUGUUCGCAUAGCACUUGUUGCCUUUUUGUUGUACGUCGAGGCUCAUUUCAGCGCUUAAACACAUUGUUUAUAUGUAAUGAACUGAUGAAUCCCUUUUUUGCCUGCAUAACUUUGUACAUUUUUGUGUUUGUUAUGGCAUUAUCUCCUUUUUUGUUUAGUUUUGCAUUUGUACAGAUGUUAAAGUAUCACUGCAGUUACAUUACGGUAUGAA
Molecule: messenger RNA, 4513 nt
Organism: Cheilinus undulatus (humphead wrasse)
Lineage: Eukaryota; Metazoa; Chordata; Actinopteri; Labriformes; Labridae
Gene: creb5b
Product: cAMP responsive element binding protein 5b
Exons: 11
Coding region: 157-1644 (495 amino acids)
Biological process (GO): regulation of transcription by RNA polymerase II
Molecular function (GO): cAMP response element binding; DNA-binding transcription factor activity, RNA polymerase II-specific
Source: RefSeq, a predicted model, not a curated record